This is a messenger RNA of Trichoderma aggressivum f. europaeum, 954 nucleotides long. RefSeq lists its product as uncharacterized. Bases 1 to 954 code for a protein of 317 amino acids. The record is from RefSeq and is a predicted model, not a curated record. Gene Ontology annotation, cellular component: cytoplasm. Gene Ontology annotation, molecular function: homogentisate 1,2-dioxygenase activity. Gene Ontology annotation, biological process: L-phenylalanine catabolic process. Lineage: Eukaryota; Fungi; Ascomycota; Sordariomycetes; Hypocreales; Hypocreaceae. The transcript has a single exon.
AUGGAUCCGCAAACCGUCUUCAACAGCCUGGACGGCGAGGCUCUCGUUGUCCCCCAGUUCGGUUCGCUGGAUAUUACGACAGAGCUUGGCAAGAUGCUGGUUAGGCACAACGAGAUUGCCGUAAUCCCGCGCGGCAUCAGAUAUCGUGUGGCGCUACCUAAUGGAAAGCCGUGCCGGGGGUACAUCUGCGAGCUCUACCAGGGCUAUUUCCGUCUGCCCGAACUCGGUAUUAUCGGGACGACUGGCUUGGCGAAUUCCUAUGACUUUCAGAUACCAAAGGCUUCAUUCGAGGGCCGCAUUGAAAAGCGGCCGAACGGUGAUCAAAUCGCCGUCGCCAGCGAGACUUCGGUAUGGAACAUUGUAUCUCGCCUGAAUACAAAACUGUGGCGCUGUUCACAGCCUACGAGCCCUUUCAAUGUCGUCGGCUGGCAGGGCACACUCUAUCCUUACAAGUACGAUUUGGCGCGCGUAGAUGGCAUCGCAAACAUCCGCUACGGCCACGCCGAUCCCUCCGUGUUUGUUGUUCUGACGGCUCCUUCGUUUGGCAAAGCCCCCGGCACUGCGGUGAUUGACUUUGCCUGCGUCGGCCCCCGAUGGCAGGUUGCCGAAGGCACGUACCCGUUGCCUUUGUUUCACCGUAACACGAUGCAGGAGUUUGUUCUCGGCAUCAUUGAUGACCAGCGCCUCGAUACUCCGCUCAACGAUCCCAAAGCCGACUUUAGCCCUUUUGCGGCCUUUCUCAACGGGACAAUGGUGACGCAUGGGCCUGACGAGAAGCAUUACCAGGCCAUGAAGGCAUCGGACACUACUGAGCCGGUCAUGGUACAGAAUCAAGGCCUCACUUUCGGCCUGUUUGAGUUUGAGUGCCCCCUUUAUUUGACGGAUUGGGCCAUGGAGGCGGCGAAGCAGAACUCCAAGCGCCAGUUUUCAGGUCAAUUCGCUGAGACUAAGUAG